GAUGCCCAGUCAGACGGAGACGGCCCCUCUGAGCACAGUGAGCCCAUAUUUGCUGUCAACAACAAUCGAGGCGGUGGUACCGGUGGGAGCCGCAACGGAGAGCGACCAGGGUGAGAAUUGGCAUGGGCGGGCCUUUGAGGGUGGUGUGUGUGAGAACACUAGCUAGGUAUAUGUGGCUUUCAGAGAAGGGGGAGGUGCAAGUAGAGUUUUUUUUCUUCAAUGGAGAUAUGAAAGUCUUCUGUCUAGCAAGCAUUCUCUGAACUGUGUUUACACCUCUGUCAGAGGAAAGGCAGUGCUAGUUCUGUGUAUUGACAUUGGACUCUCCCCUUUUGUUCACAAAAAUAAGUUGUUUUUCAACAAAAUGCAAUGCCAACGCUCAAGUGUCAUACACACACAAGCAGGCACACACACACACACACACACACACACACACACACACACACACAAACACACAAAAACACCACUCAUGAACACUAACAAUAACACAGAAAGGCAGGUCCGCUUUGAAUUCGAUCUGAACUGACCCUUAUCAUCUCACGACAUACUAUAUGAACACCACAUGCUCACUAACUGGCAUACAGCACUCAUCCACACACAAAUGCAUGCAUGAGCAAAACAAGGCUGUAGGCUCACACUUGAAUACAUACACACAUCCAGCUGCUGAACACAUUUCAGGUCACCUAACAUCUUUUGCCUCUUACCCAGUGUUUAUUCUCUGGCUGUGUGCUUUCAUCCAUAUGGCCCUUAUCAGCGUUGACCAUGUGGCUGUGUUUUGCAGGAGCAGCAGGGCCCCCUUGAGGUCUGAAAGGGACAUGGGACUUAUGAACGCCAUCGGUCUCCAGCCCCGUCACCCUACCCCCGUUGUGACAUCACAAGGCACACAGACACCCGUCAUACAGCUUCAGAAUGCUGAACGAGGCACACAGACGGACCGAGAUCCACAGGUUCCCAGCACCUCCCGGGCCUCCCAAGCAACAGACAGUACGUCUACCUAUAUCUAUACCUAUCGCUCUCUCCCCCAAUCCCUCCAGCAUUUACCCUAUAUCUUUUUCAUAAUACUGAGCUGUUCAACUAUGUAAUGUCGUAACAGGUAAGUCUGGUUAAAUCACCAUCAAAUUAAUCACAGAACUAUUUCAAAUUCUAAACACAAUAUGCAAGAUAGCCCAAGACUCCCCUCAGGCAUAUUGUAAGAACUUUCACAAAUGAGUAAUUGACACAUUUUCAGGAUGAUACUCAUUUGCAAUUUGUCAUCAAUUGAGCGAGUGAACUGUGGAAAUCACCAUUCUGGUCCUCUGAUUAAUCAUAUCAGCUAGCGACCCUCUUGGAUAGUCGGUGAUGGUAAUGAUCAUCCCAUCACUGAAUUCACAACUAGGUUCCAUUUUACUGCACAACACAAUUUCUGCUGUUCUGUUUCAGUGCAUUUCUACAAUGGCUGCGAUGUUUCAUUAGUGGGGAAUUUGUUCCUCGUUGCUGUCAGGAAAUACAACCUGGCAAAUUAGAAGCGUCAUAAUUUCAUUAACAUUUUGUGGAAUACUUUUCAUUUCACAAAUGUGGCAUUUAAGACUUAACCUAAUUGCAAUCAGUCUUAACAACCUCCUUGACCUCAUUCCAUACAGAACAAAGACCUCAAAGGCAUGCACUAAAGGCUUGGCAAGUACCUGGCAACAGGAAGCAAAUACUUGUUUAGUUAAUUAAAGGGACAUUUCACAAUUUUUCAACUUCAUAUUCAUAAUCUCCAAUACCACCCCAACAUCAACAUACUGUAUGUGAAAAUGCUGUGUUUCUAUAUUUUGUGGUAAAAAAGAUAGAGGAAGAUACAGUAAGUGUUUCCAAUGACAUCAUCAACCAAUUAGUAGGGAAUGCCUGCUCAUAAUUGGUUAAAAUCACAUCAAUGAUGUAAUUGGAAAAACGUAUACUUCCUCUCUUUUUUACUACAAAACAGAAACGCGCCAUUUUCACAUAUGUUGAUGCUGGAGAAAAUCAAUAUGAAGUUUUUUCAAAGUGAAAUUGCCCUUUAAGACUAAUCUCUGUAUUGCCCUUGGUUCCUACGUCAGGUGAAGUGGAUCAUUACUUUUCUCUUGUCCCAGUGGUAAUAUAGCAGUACCAAUUACACCCUAUCUCUGCAUUACCUGUCUUAGUGACAGAUCACAGAAACAGAUGUUGUGAUAUUGAGUCUCAUCCAAAACACCUCUCUUGGGGCACUGAAAUAUAAUUUUCAUUACUGUAUCUUCAUGUUUUCUCAGUGGCAUUUAGGAACGUGAGUGCCGUCGGAGAAAAUGAGACCUGCAUGUUCCACUUUUGUGUCUCUGGGCCUUUUAAGGUACUAUCUAAAGGGGUUUAGACUCAAUUUCACAAGACUCGAUAUCCAUAAACAGAGCACAAGAGUCCAUUUCGGCUCAGCUGGAAUGUUGUACACAAUGCAUUAUGUUGCGAGGACAUUAGCACACUUCCAUUAUACUCAUCACAAAUGAAUGAUUAAAACAAUAAAACACCUGGCGAGAAAUCGAAAACAAGCUCUCAUGCCAAGCCUUUGCAAUCAAGGCCCUUCCACCUUUCCUCCAAUCGUAUCCAGCACUUAACAAUUAUCUCUGUUUCUACUCCCCUGUUGUUGUUGUUAAUGUGCCGAUGACUGGGAUAAUGGCUUAUAUAGCAUAGCAAGGGGGUAGAGAUCCACUGUACUGUAUGUAGGAGUGUACUAAUUGUACCUCACUUGAAACCAGUUUUCUCCAUUUAAAGUGGUUCUGACCGCGUGUGUCUGUUCAUUCUGCCAUGGUUCUCGUCAUACAGGUUGAGCUCUGAGAGGAGUCUCUGACAGCUGUCCAGGAGUCAGACCGUAAUAAAGGUUUAUUGCUUUGACUCCAAGCCGCCGCUUGAAGUGGAGUGUUGUCCUUCCCAUAAAAAGACCUGAGUCCCUCUUAUAUAAGAAACACAGAAGGAGGUAACAUAAUCUUACAUGAUAUCUACUUCCUUACCCAAACCUGAAGUUAGGUUUCAUAAUAUCUAAUAUUAUCUGAUAUAUAUUAUCCAAGCAGUUUUCAGAGUGGUAGAUGCACGUAUUGUAUGCAAAUUGUGUAUUUGAAAAUGUUCCCCUAAAAUGAUGGAGGUACGAAACACCACUAUCAGAAUGCCAAAUAUUAUUCAUCACAAAGAAAGGUUUUUAAUGAUUUAAAACCUGAAUUUAUUAAUCAUAAUAUUAUUGGUGUUGGUGGUAAUUGACUGUAGGUCAAAAUCAUUACAUCAUAAAUAGUCCCAACGAAUGGACAACUUUGCUAUUGCAUUUGCAUUUGCACUGUUAUUUUUUACAUUUGAGUCAUUUAGCAGAUGCUCUUAUCCAGAGCGACUUACAGUUUAGUGAAUGCAUACAUUUUCAUACUGGCCCCCCGUGGGAAUCGAACCCACAACCCUGGCGUUGCAAACGCCAUGCUCUACCAACUGAGCUACAGGGCCUGGUGCAAAGGGAAGUUAUAUUUACGGAUCAUUCGGAUCUGAAUCAUCCAUCCACAUACUGUGGGCUGGCUGGUUUGACUAAUCAGCAUCUCCACGGCUGUGAUGCCUUAAGUGACUCUUCAGUCGCCCUCUCCAGUGCAUGGCUGAUGGAGUGUUGCCGUUGGAGAGAGCAGGCGUUGGGAACGCGCCUCCGCACAUCGAAUUGAAAUCAGAGCAGCACACUCCCCAGGCCAAACUCUUGUUCAGCAAGUUGUAUUCAAACAUUGCUCGACAUGUGUUUUUCAUUUGAAAUGGAUUAGCAGCACUGUUGUGAGAAGAUGAUCGCAUUUUAUGAUUAUAGGAUCAUUACACACCUACAGUAUUUAUGCCUUGGCGGUCGAGCCUUUGUGCUUCAAAGAAUACCUGGCUCAAAGAACACACGCCAUGACUCUUGCCCAGGGUCUUACUUUCACUUUUGUGUAAGGCUUAAUGUGUAUUUCUAGUUAAGUAGUUCUGAUUUAUCGUAUUCCCGAAAGCCCGCUUUAUUGAAGGAUCCCCCAAAAAGAAGCCAACCAGCACCUCUGUUACACCCACCCACCUGGCAAAGUGGCUUUAGCCAAGCUUCAGUUUGAGUUGAGUCCCCUCCAGCCAGUCAGACUCCUUGUGUUCUGUGUAGAGGAGAGUGUUAAACACAAGGUGACACUUCCCACCUGCUUUCAUUAAGGCAGCGACACACCUCGGAGAGCCGUGAUGUCCCACUGGGGUCAGGUAAAUCAGCCGCUAUCAAUUUAGCAGGACAGUGAUAAAGCUGAAGCGCCUGAGUUGCAUUAUUAGGCCAAAUGAUCAUUUAUCCCACGGAGAGAUAGAGAAAGAGUCAGAGACACUAUAGGAAAGGCUCAGUGCUGGUCCUCUGAUGUGCCAAUAGAGGCUGUGUGGGUACGGAGGGAACUUUCCCUCAACACCUUCUGUAUUUAUGGGCCACGCUUGGGUGAUGACACAGGGCAGAGCAAUAAAGCAGAUGCUCUCUUACUCCACAUAAAGAUGAUUUUAAAUGGUGCCUCCCGCUAAUCAACAGUAGCAAUAGAGGACACCCAGGACUUAUCAUUUACUACCUGGGUCCUCAAGAAACCCCUCCAGUUUAAUGACUGGAAACUUUCAGUUUAUUGAAAAGCUUGUAAUUGUAAUAGGUUAUACAGUAUAUUUUUGAAAUCUACCUUUACCUUUUUACUGAACUAUGGUUUGAAUGAGAAUCAUCUUAGAUCCGAAACUUCGCCGUACAGUUUUUGUAAUGUACAUUGUUUAUUUCUUUGUGGUUAACCAACCAAGGCUUGUCUGUCAUCUACUUAUUAAGAGGAGGCUUCAUUAAGAUAUAUGGGUGGAAUCCAUCACUGAAAACAUCCUGGCAUCACUUCUAAGGAGAAAUCCUAAAUGGAUUUGUACCUGUCAAGCUAUUGUGGGAAAACUUCCACUCUAAAAAGGUUCUGCAGUUCAGUUAGCAGGUGGACAGGUGACUGACACAGAGAGUGCUACUCACGCAGCCUCUGGCCUCGUGGUGUCAAACCAUCAGAUAGAAUAAUGCCACCCACUGACAGGUCUUAUAUCCAAUUCCCUGAUGCCAUGCGAGUUUCAGUAUAAUCCCCUAGCCUUGUCAGUCUCUGGUUUGAUUGGAUCUAGAGGUGAAAAUAGUCACGCCAAUAUUCACCUUUGAUGUCACAAUCAGAUAUCCACGAUUUUGGAGGCAUGAGAGAACAUGUAUAGGAGAAGCUGUACCUAGUCCAAUUUUACAUACAACGGACGUUUAGCUUUAUUUUUCUUUCCUCACCCACUCAUCAGCAGACUGCAGCCGCCCAAUGCAGGCUUUCAUCUCUCCACCUCGCGAAUGGAGCAACAAAAUAUUGCUCUAAUCCGAUUCCUCUCCCCCUCACUGAGACUAAACAGUUCUUUAGGAAGCAUGUUUGAGGGGUAUGGUUCAACAGAGCACAGGUUUCUCCUAAAUUCUAUUUACUCAGUCAGAGUAAAUCUAUAUUUCUACAAAUAUAUAAUUGUACAGAGUACUACACUCAGUACAGAUCUACAGUAUCUCCUUGAGGUAUGUAUUUUUGGUACAGAUCACCUUGAAGAAUUCCCUUACUUCACAAUGAGCUUGUUUUUGGAGGAUUUUAAUGAGUUUGAAUGUUUACCUGGGUAAACAGUUGUAAUCUGACUGGAUGUAGUUUUCCUCUUACAUGAUGAACAUAAGAUUCUGUUGGUGUCACCAAGGCACGCAUGUUUUCUAAAGCGUAUAAAAUGAAAAGUAACUAUCUUCUCUCCCAGCGAACAAGGUCUCAACAUGUGCUGUUGUUUAUUUCCUUCCUCCCCCAGUUGGUGGACACAUAAGGGACCUUCAUCCAGGCAGCAGCACAGAGAUGGCGCCUGAGACGCCCCCGCCCACGCUGCAGGAGGAUGGCGAGUCAGCCGAGGCCUCCACAGAGGCCAGCACCACCUUGGCUAACCCAGGUGACCCCAUCCAGUCCUCCUCCUCACACAUCUGAUGCUCAGUGUAAUUAGAAUCGUAUCUCAAUUUGACUGGCAUUUGUGGGAUCAUUAUAUGCCACAAAAUAGGGUUAAAAGUCAAGACAAUCUUUGCCUGAGAGAGAAACGGCUAACAGAGGAGACAUAAUGUAGCUCCAGGUAAGUCAGAGAAAACACGCACAUCAUGAGGUCAUCUCAGGUCUAUAUCUAUGAUCUCAACACCAUUCCACCACCACAUCAUUAAGACCAGACAGUCAACAGGGCUGGUUUGGUGGUUGGUUGUGAUAAAUGAGUUUGGUCCUUGUCAGAGGAGAUUAUCAGUACUCACUGUCUCUUUAUCUCUGGGAUGGAGGAAACGGGGGGGGGGGGGAGGCCUCCCUCUUCCUCUCCUUCCUCCCUCCUUAUAUUCUCCCCAUUAAUGGCCUCCCUUGUAGGGGCAGCAGAGCGUUAUUACGGCUGGGAUUAUUACAGCCUAGUUGUCGACGCACACACAUCUUACACUCUUGUGAAUAUGAUCUAUAGACCACUAAUUAUCGUUAUCUGUGUAUUGAGUAUAGUAGCCAUAAACUGUGGAGUGGAUGUGACUGUUGGCAGCAAACAUGGUGCAAGAAAUGAAGGUGGUGAAUAUAAUAUUGUACAUAGUAAACAGUAGCUCUUUUGAAUGUUUUUCCAAUGUACAGUAGUAGCCUCAUCCAUUAGAAUAAUGACACUGCCAGGGCCACUGUCCUGCUGGCACACCCAGUGGUAUUCUGCAGAUAAUGGUAUAAUACCAUUGUUCAUAAACUUUUAUGGUUGCUUGGAGCCCAAUUCAAAUGAACAACAAAAACAUACAGCCUGUGCUUACUCUUCCAAAUUGACCCAUUUCGUACUCCAACAAUUUACGUGCAUGACAAAAACAACAUAAUGAAGAUGCGGGACAGUCAUAAGUACAAUAAUAAUAAUCAAAAAGUACUAUGUUCAUAUCCUGAAUGCCUGAAGUUUUGGAUGCUAAAGUUGCAGUGUUUCCACCUUACAGUACUGCCCUUGUUUUUUCUCUCAGUGUGCUUCUGACUGUGGCUUUGUUUUUGACUCAAAUUACAUUAUGAAUUUCUUUGCAGAGUCCCAGGAGAGUUUGUGACUGACAGAUAACACACAGUCCUCUGAUCUGUCAGUCUGGCUUCUCCAUGCAUCGCUAGAGGCAGCCUACUCUCUCACAUUUUCCUUCUCUGCAUCACAUUAAGUGUGAUUGCAAAACAUUUAGGCUGCUGACGUUCGCUCAGUAAUCUUCAUAAACAGUUUUUUUGCCUGUAGAGGAAUAUACACAAUUGAUUGAUGGGUAUAAACAGCCAGUCAUGUUGUGGCAAAGUCAAAUAACCAUGUGUGCUUGACAGAGGCGUAACACUAAGUUGCACCGUGUCUCACUCCAUUCAUACCUCACUGAUGUUACAGUACACAGCUGUCUAGUUUCAAAGAUUUAUUUGGCUGCACUUCCUCCGACAUGUUGCUUAAUAUAUUUUGUAGGCUCGGACAAUAUUUGAUUUCCUUUCAAUAGGUGAUUGGGUUAAGUUUAACUCUGCACCAACAGCAGCUGCCUGACUAAUAUUACAGUAUGUGGUAUUACAAUAGGGACUGGAUGCUAGGGCAGAAUUUGGUAAUGCUGUUUUAGGAGUGGAUUUAUCCAGGCUAGUUGGACACUAAGACAUUAGCCAGCCUUGUAAUUACCUAUAUUCUUCCCUGUCAGGUAAUGUGGGCUUCAUUAGGGCUAGCGCUACGGCUAACGCAGAUAUCACCGUGCCAUGCCAAAUCACAGAGAAGAGGCCUACCCUGAUCACGUCAUGCUUGCCAGUUACAUUUCUAAGACCUGCCACUUCCACCUUCUCUCAAAUAGUUUAUACUGUCUGGUUACAUUUAUGGAAGCAGUUUCUCAACUGCCAAGCAGAGGACAUGCAUCUGUGUAAAAAUGGAAAUUGUUUUCGUUUUUCAUGUGUGUAUUUUAGUUAGGUGCAAACAAAUGUUGAGCAAGUAGAACAUUUGCGAAUCAACAUGUUUGCUUCAAUAAUGAAGUGAAUCCAACAUUGUGGAAAUGAAUGUAACUAAGUGACCAACUACAACCUAUUGAUACUGUUUCUACUGUAUGUGUUACAAAGCUCUUUUCCUCCUCUCCCUCCUUCCCUCAGGAGAAUCUCAAGACCAGGGCAGUGGGGAGGACGCCCUUUCUCGGCUCCGCAGGCUGAUCGCUGAGGGUGGUAUGACCGCCGUGGUCCAGAGGGAACAGAGCACCACCAUGGCCUCCAUGGGCAGCUUCGGUAACAACAUCAUUGUUAGCCACCGCAUCCACCGCGGCUCCCAGACUGGGACAGAGGCUCAGGAUGGGGGCAGAGGCACUCAGGGCAGGGGUCAGGGUCAUGGUGGAGGUGGUUGGACGUCCCUCUCUCCGCCCCACCGCGGCACUCUGUCGUUCACAGAGCCCACCUCCCGUAUUCUGACCCACCCCAGCAUGCAGCUGGGGGAGAGCUCAGCCUUCCUGUUAGAGCCCUCUGGGGCCCAUAGCCGGACAGUAGCACCUCUCCCCUCCCAGUACAUCACAGUCUCUUCUCAUCUCAGCCCUCAGGGGCCCAUGGGGGUGGAGGAGGGGGCCGAUGGGACCCCUAUGGACACAGACGAUGUGUUUGAGGGUGUGGGACUUGUCGAUGAUCUAGAUCUACACUCGCCCUCUGCUUCCUCCUCCUCUUCUUCAACCCUCUCCCCUGUUGUCUCCCCUCUCAACAACUUCAGCGGCAGUUACCAUGGAGACCCCUACAGUCGA
Molecule: messenger RNA, 8722 nt
Organism: Coregonus sp. 'balchen'
Lineage: Eukaryota; Metazoa; Chordata; Actinopteri; Salmoniformes; Salmonidae
Source: the annotation of a GenBank genome assembly